Molecule: messenger RNA, 552 nt
Organism: Fraxinus pennsylvanica
Lineage: Eukaryota; Viridiplantae; Streptophyta; Magnoliopsida; Lamiales; Oleaceae
Source: the annotation of a GenBank genome assembly
AUGCCAACCAGCAAGAAAAAGUACAUUCUCAACACAGUCACAGUGAACUUAGGUUGCAGCAGCAGUUGUGGAAGGCCAAAACUCUCCUCCAUUUUUCACCCAAAGCCAAGAUGUAAAUUACCCUCUUACCACCACCAACACCACCACCAAUACUCUUCUUCAAGUUCAUGGAACACCACCACCACUGCCACCGCCGCCACCACAUUUUCCGACAUGCCACCAGCCACCUACUCCUCCGACACCGAGUCAGAUAUCAAGAGCUUGAGGGCUGUUCAGGGCUUUGGAAAAAUUGGCGGCCAAAGUGUGGCAGUGGAGAAGGACUCAGACGACCCUUAUCUUGAUUUCCGGCAAUCAAUGCUGCAAAUGAUACUGGAAAAACAGAUUUACUCAAAGAAUGAUCUUAAAGAACUUCUUAACUGUUUCUUGCAGCUGAAUGAACCAUAUUAUCAUGGAACCAUUGUUAGAGCUUUUACAGAGAUCUGGAAUGGGGUUUAUUCAGUGAGGUCUGCUUCCCCCAGGUUGCAUGGAAUGGGGAUGUCUCGUGACUUUUAG